GGAGCCACUGCCAGCCUAUACUUGGUUACCUAAAUCAUAAAUGUAGCAUGCACUAGUUUUUUUCUUACACCUUUUUCUACUUUCAUUUCACUUUCGACCCAGUCAUUCCCUACGAGAAAAAAGAAAAAACUCUUCAUUUGAAGACAAGUAAGGAGAAGAUGAGGGGAUUCAUGUGCCAGUCCGUAGCAGCAACUACAGCCUGCAUGGUGACCGAUCCUCGCUCCAUCGUUGUUCCGACCACCAGAUGCCCUAACCGAUAUAUUCAUUUUGAUCAUCAUGAUAAAAGAUUAAAAGAAAAAAGUGCCAAGUACUCUAGACUUACUGUUCCAUCUGUUAUUAAGAGAGAACAAGAUCUAGAACAAGAGCCAAAACUAAAGCCCCUCAAUAAAGUACCACCAUCACCACCAGUAGCUAAUUCGUCCACCCAGCUCUUCCAGGUAGUGGUUAUGAGAGUCUCGCUUCAUUGCCAAGGUUGCGCUGGGAAAGUGAAGAAACAUUUGUCUAAAAUGGAAGGCGUUACAUCGUUCAGUAUAGAUGUUGAGACUAAGAGGGUGACUGUGAUGGGACAUGUAUCCCCAGCUCGAGUACUUGAAAGCAUUUCAAAGGUGAAAAAAGCUGAGUUCUGGUCAUAAACUUUAUCAAAUGCAUGCUUUGUAUUUACAUUGGAUUAUUUUAGGUAACGCUUGUUGCAGUAUUUAUUUGUGUGUUUUUGUUAAGGGGAACUCGUUGCUUACUCCCUUCCAACACCGUACUACUACUAUUAAUGCCUACCACUUUUCCAAAUUCUUCUCCGAUAAUAAUAUUUUAGUUUACCAAUAAAUGUAA
Molecule: messenger RNA, 825 nt
Organism: Mangifera indica (mango)
Lineage: Eukaryota; Viridiplantae; Streptophyta; Magnoliopsida; Sapindales; Anacardiaceae
Product: protein SODIUM POTASSIUM ROOT DEFECTIVE 1-like
Exons: 3
Coding region: 159-632 (157 amino acids)
Molecular function (GO): metal ion binding
Source: RefSeq, a predicted model, not a curated record